This is a messenger RNA of Varroa destructor (honeybee mite), 1585 nucleotides long. RefSeq lists its product as uncharacterized. The record is from RefSeq and is a predicted model, not a curated record. NCBI's taxonomy places the organism in Eukaryota, Metazoa, Arthropoda, Arachnida, Mesostigmata, Varroidae.
UAUACUCUCGUCCAAACAGAGCCAGCGUUUGCUUAUCGAACGGCAAGAUACAUCAUGACGGACAUUAGCCUAGGAAGUAACCGGAGUCUUUCUCUCAGCAGUGCAGCUAUAUUCAACAUAGUGUCAUAAUCUACAGGGUAGGCUAGAACACUAGUCAGACCUGGCUAAACGAAACGAUGUCAAGCUUGAGCAGAGCAAAAUCGAGGCUUUCAUUGGAUUGCUACAACUUUUCGUAUCUACAAAACAUGGGAUUAUAAUUACAAUAGGAACUGUCAAGUAGUCAUAGAUCACAGGCUCAGGUUAUAAUAGGUAAUUUCGUAACAAUAUGCAGCGAGGCAACAGGUUCAAGUAUUUCAUGCAAAUGUCGAUUCUUCCGAGUAAAGCGUCGUAGUGAUUGUUACUAUAUACGCAUGACAUACUCAUCCAUGUAUUGCAAAGACUGCCUUGUCUCAAUACUGUAGUCUGGACGCAGAAUCGGUCACGCGUGGAAGUGUCUGGACUUCGACGACGGUCUAGGGAUGCCAUAUUUUAUCGACAUCAACAAUUGAUAAUUCUCUACCCUUGAACUCACCUAAUAACUGUCACACUGUACUCAGUCAUGUAAUGUUCUGCAGAGUCGCAACAAAGAUCGCCACCAACGGUACCUUUUGCUACGUCUAGAAAAACUAUGUCACUACAAUUGGACCGGAAGUCAAAGAUCCGGAAGCAAGCUCAGAGACCCACUUGGUGCCUCAACAUUUUCGAAGCCCGAUGGAGACGAGGCAAGAUCCGUGGGUUCCUUUUAGAUGUUUGGGACUUAACGGUGUCGCUAUUUAUAGUGCUGGCUCUCAUUGCCUUGGCCGGAGCUCCGCUCUUUUGCACGCUACUGCUACACCCAGGUUAUAUGAAAUUCUGUGAUGAUGGCGAUUGUCCUGCGAAUUCGCGCUGUGUAAUAACGGCUAAAGGUGAACAUCACUGCCUGUGUGUGGGGGCUCGUAAAAUGGUUAAUGGCCAAUGCAUGCUCUAUAACGGCUUUUAUACCCCUAUGAAAGGAACCGGAGAAGAAGAAUAAAUACAACGAUUAUCACCGUACUGAGUACUAACACUGUCUUCAAGCGAUUGCAACUAUAGCUCCUGUGAGAGCCUAUGACCAGACGAUAAUUUCAUUUACCGUGACAUGGAUGUAGGCCAACGGAUUUCAUUGGUACACAAUAAAUUAUUCUGAUCUUCGCGUCACGCUAGCUCGAAACAUAAAUAACACUGUUUAACCAUUUUAUGUCGAAAGUACUAAAAAUGUUUAUUUAUGUUUAGAUCUAGUAACUUGCAUUUCGAGUGACAGUAACUAGAUAAAUGUAAGUGUCCCAUAUCGGAAAAAAUUCACCGGCUGUAUGUUCAGGUUAACACAGUCGAAGAAGAGGGCACUGCAGCCACCAUAUACGUAAAAGUACUUCGGGUAGCUUUAGACUAGAUGAACUAUUCACGCUAAACCAAAACAAGGAGACUUGUGGUUCUAGUAAAUGUGGUGAACUUAAAAUAUAUUCCUGCUACAUGUGUCAUAUAUGUUUCUAUAAUAUCGUGGAUGCACAGCAUAUAUUGACGUAUUAGA